Messenger RNA from Heterotrigona itama, 5743 nucleotides. Lineage: Eukaryota; Metazoa; Arthropoda; Insecta; Hymenoptera; Apidae. The record is from the annotation of a GenBank genome assembly.
AUUGGUAUUAAAAAUAUAACAAAUUAAUAAAUGUUCAAUUUUAUAGGUUCAAGAAGUUUACAGUGCAAUAGCGAAGGAAAAUGUCAGUGCAAACCUGGUGUAACGGGUGACAAGUGCGAUCGUUGUGGAGCGAAUUAUUAUAACUUUGGUUCAUACGGUUGUAUUUCGUGCGAAUGUAAUCCAGCCGGUUCCCUCACGAAUGCACCAAACUGCGAUCCCAUUAGUGGUGUUUGCAUCUGUAAAGAAAAUGUCGAAGGGAAGCGAUGUCGAGUAUGUAAACCAGGAUUUUUUAAUCUUGCAAUGGAUAAUGAAUUCGGUUGUACACCGUGCUUCUGUUACGGUCAUUCCUCAGUAUGCAGGCCGGCGACCGGCUAUUCUAAAGUUGUAAUUGAGAGUAUGUUUGUGAGAGGAGCUGAGCGAUGGAGAGCUACUGUAGCUGGUAACUCGAUACCACUUCAUUACGAUCCUCUUACUCAAACGAUAUAUGCCACGGCACUGGAUCGAGAUAAUGUUUAUUUUAUUGCACCCGAUAGAUUCCUUGGUGAUCAACGCGCAUCUUAUAACCAAGACUUAUCAUUUACACUAAGAAUUGGUGAAGCUGGUCCAGCACCCACUAUUCGUGAUAUAAUACUCGAGGGAGCAAACGGAGAACAAAUCACACAACCGAUUUUCGGGCAAAAUAAUUAUUUACCUUCAGUAACACCGCAUGAAUAUCGUUUCAAAUUGCACGAACAUCCUAGCUACGGUUGGGAACCUCGCCUUUCUUCUCGAGCAUUUAUGUCCAUUUUGUCAAACUUAACAGCUAUUAAAAUUCGUGGCACUUAUACGCAUCAAGGUCGAGGAUUCUUAGACGAUGUUAAGUUGGAGACAGCUCUUCGUGGUGCUGCGGGUGAAACUGCUGAUUGGGUGGAACAUUGCCAAUGUCCCCACGGUUAUGUAGGCCAAUUUUGUGAAUCUUGUGCACCUGGAUUCCAUCAUGAUCCGCCGAACGGUGGUCCUUUUGCACUUUGCGUCCCUUGUAAUUGCAACAAUCAUGCAGAUAUUUGUGAAGCUGAAACUGGACAAUGUAUUUGCGAACAUAAUACGGCCGGUAGUAAUUGUGAAUUGUGUAAACGUGGAUAUUACGGUCACCCAUUAAAGGGUACAUCCGAUGAUUGUAAACCAUGUCCCUGUCCUGACAAUGGACCUUGUAUAUUGCUUGGCAAUAAUCCAGAUCCAAUUUGUUCCGAAUGUCCACUGGGUAGAACAGGACCUAGAUGUGAAACAUGUUCGGAUGGCUAUUUUGGAAAUCCUGAAAAGGGUAUAGCCUGCAGGUCUUGCGAUUGUAACAAUAAUAUUGACUUAAACGCUGUAAGAAAUUGCAAUCACGAAACUGGUGAAUGUUUGAAGUGUGUAAAUAAUACUGCUGGUUUUCAUUGCGAAGAAUGCCUUUCAGGUUAUUACGGAGACGCAUUGUCUGAUCGUAAAGAAGAUGGAUGUAAAUUAUGUCAGUGUUUCCCGCCAGGCACAAUUGAACUAAACGAUGGUAGAGUAGCACCUUGUGAACAAUUAACAGGACAUUGUACUUGCAAGCCUCACGUAAUCGGUCGAAAUUGUGAUAAAUGUGAAGAAGGAUAUUAUCAUAUACUUAGUGGAGAGGGAUGCGUGCCUUGCAAUUGUGAUGCUGAAGGAUCCUACAAUCGUACUUGCAAUCCCGUUACUGGUCAAUGUGAAUGCAGGCCUGGUAUUACUGGACAACAUUGUGAUGCAUGUGUUUCUUAUCAAUACGGAUUCAGCAGGGAAGGUUGCAAGCCUUGUGAUUGUGAUAAUAUCGGUUCUCAAGACUUGCAGUGUGACGCUAGUGGACAAUGUCCAUGUUUCCCCAAUGUAGAAGGAAGACGCUGUGAUCGUUGCAAAGAAAACAAACAUAAUAGACAAAAUGGAUGCGUCGAUUGUCCCGAUUGUUAUAAUCUUGUUCAAGCUGCGGCUAAUAAUCAUAGGGAACGUUUAGCAGAGUUAGAAAAUACACUUAAAAAAAUUAACAGCAGCCCGACAGUUAUAAAAGAUUCGGACUUCGAGAAAGAAUUGAAAAUCGUACAAGAUAAAGUAAAAAAUCUUUUACAAAUUGCUAAACAAGGCUCCGGUAGCGAAAAUAAAACCUUGGUGGAACAACUUGAUGAAUUACGUAAUCAGCUGAAUGAAAUUGAAGAUAUUGCACAAACUGUAAAUUUGACUGCUUUCGACGCAUAUAAAACUACUUCAGAGGGUUUGAUGAAUAUUGACAAGGCAGAAAAAGUGCUGGAUAAGAUACACGCUCAAUUAACUGAUACAGAAGAUUAUUUAGCCACAGACGGAGCAACUGCAUUGUCAAAAGCUAAAUCACGUGCAGAUCAAGUUGGCCAACAGAAUAUACAAAUGACUUCAAUCGCGCAGGACGCACGUCUGUUAGCUGAAUUAAAUGUUAAUGAAGCAAAAAAAAUUCAUGCGCUAGCAGAACAAGCUCGAAAUACAACAAUAGAAGCUUAUAGUCUUGCAAAAAAAGCUAUAGCAAAAUAUUCUAACAUGACUGAUGAUAUUAGAGGAUUAGAAAAUAAAUUGGAGUUGUUAGAGCAUCGCAUGAACGAAGUGAAAAAUCUUACCAGCAUAGCAGCCACUAAAUCAACCGCUGUUUCACAAGAAGCAAUAGAUUUACUGAUUCUCGAUUUAGCACUUCCACCUGUUGACAUUGAACAAUUGAAAAAUCAAGUUGAAGACGUAAACAAUGAGGGAUUACGAUUAAAAGAACAAGCACAAUUGCUGUUAGAUGAAAAUGAAAAUUUUAUAAAUGAAAUAGUAGAAAAAGUAAAAAAGAGCGACGAGUUAAUAGAACGAGCACAAGAUCAACAAGCGGCUACUGCUGAACUUUUAGCCGAACUGGAUAAAGCAAAUGAAAAAGUGGAUGAUGCUGUCAAACGAGGAGAUCAGACUUUAAAAGAAGCUCAGGAAACAUUACAGAAAUUAAGCGAAUUUAAUGCUGAAGUAGAGAGAGAACGUGUAAAAGCUCAAGAUGCUCUAAAGAACAUAAAAGACAUUGAGUCAUUAAUUAUGAAUGCCACAGAGAAAGCUUUACAAGCUGAAAAUAUAUUAAAUGGUUCUGAAGAUAAAGCCGAACGUGCACGUAAGAUAGCGCAAGAUGCUCAGGCAUAUGCGGAAAAGGCUAGUGCGAAAGCGAACACUAUUAGAACUGAAGCAAAUAAAACUAAAAUAAUAGCGCUUCGUGUAGGAAAUGAAGCUGAAAAAUUACAUCAAAGAGUUGAUAUCACAGAUUCUAUGAUGAGGGAAUACGAAAGUCAAAGUAGUCAGGAUACUAACAUUACAAAUGAAGCGAAUCAUAAAGUUGGUUUAGCUAAAAGUAACGUAACAUUAGCGUCACAGCAAGUCGAUAAAGCUCUGGAUGAAGUAGCUAAAAUAAUAAAAGAACUUGAAAAUUUACCGGAAAUUGAUGAUUCUUAUUUAAAUCCAUUAGAAGAACGUUUAGCUGCAGUUGAAAAAGAAAUUAUAGCUGCAAAUCUAGAUCAAAGAAUUCGUAAUUUAACGGAUGCAAAAAAUUUACAAACACAGUGGGUAAAGAAUUAUGAAGAUGAAGUCAGUAGAUUAAGAAUGGAGGUUGAUAACAUUGAUGACAUAAGAAAAGUUUUGCCUACUUUUUGUAAUAAACGUCUACGGCUCGAACCCUAAACUCUAUUAAAAGUUAAGUACGAUCAUUUCAUUUCAUAGCGCUAGAAGUGCCUUAUAUGCAUUGAAAAAAAAUAAGAAAUGCAUAAACAUAUGUUCGAAAUAAUAACUGGAAAAUUAAUUAUAUAUCUAAAUCCAAAAUAUAUAUUGUAUGUUAUAAGAAUUAUGAAGUAUAUUUUGAUCAUCAACUUAUAGUAAAACUAAAUAUGUUAUACUAUACGAGCAGGAUUAUCUGUAUAUUUACACUUAAAUCAUUUUAUUUAACAUAUCAUUUGUAAUAUGAUCUUGCAUUUUUUCUUGAUUAAUGUUAUAUGUACAAGCGACUAAAGUAAUGGUCAUACCAAAGAUUUUAUAUAGUAGACAUGUCUUCCCGCUAUCAUUACCAGACCACUUGCAUUAUUCAAUUUAUUCAACAUUUUUGUAAUACAACUUAUUUGUACGUAUGUACAAACAUGUAUAUAGUAUCUAUAUACAGUCAUUUUAUUGUAAUUGCCAUAUUUUUAAGCCUCCUUUUAAGUUCGAAACCUUCAAAAGUUCCUUCGAAAGAAGACAAUUGUUUUAAUUUCUAAUAUACAAAAUCGAAUGUAAUACAUUGUAUAACUUAUUUAUGGAAUAUCAAAGACCAGAAAAACAUUUUUAGAAUCGAAAGAAAAACAGAAAUUCAAAUAUAUUUUACAAUAUGUAUCAUCGUAUAACAUUUUUAUAUGUAAUGUAACAUUUUUAUAAAAAUAUUGAUACAUAUCUAAUAUGAAUAAAAAAUAAACAAUCGUCGGAGAAUAUCUAAUGUGAUGUAUUAAUAUACCAAAACCUAAAAAAUAAGAUAAAAAAGAUACUUACUUUUGUGAAACAUCAUUACAUAUCAAAUUCGAUUUCAUCAAAUAUCAUUAUAUCGAAAUCGAUAUAAUGUACGUAUACAAAAUAUAUGAAUAUUUUAAUUUAACUAUUACCUGCAUUUGGGAAAGGGAAUUCAUAAAGACCCUGUCAAAAAUAUAACUGUAAAUAUUUAUUAUAAUAGAUCAUAGAAUAUCGCUAUUAAUAAUUCAUAAACAGAAUGUAACGCAUUCGACUAAAUGCUAUGAAGAAGAACCAAUAAAUUCUUAAGAAAACUAGGAAAUUAAAUGAUUCACUUAAUUAUAAAUAAAAUUAUUAGAAACACCAAUAUAGCAGUCAACACUCCAAUGGCUACCCAUUGUCUCCGAUACUGCUUGUUCAUCUAAUUCAGUAUUAAUUUGUCUGGAUACUGUUUUAAGCGUUCCAAUGCUUUCACCUAUCAUAUCUAGUUGUUCAUCUUGUUGCCUUAUCAUAUCAUUUUGUUGUUGUAACGUGUCAUUCAAAAACUGUCUAUUUGGGCUAUCAAUUUCAUUUUCCAAUUUACUGUACUUUGUUGUGCCAUGAUUGACAGGAACUCGAGCAGGACUGUUAUCCAAAAGUGGCUUGAAAUUAAACUAGUAGUAUUACUUUAACUUCUUCUCGCGUUUGUUCAAUAAAACUUCGUUGAACCGUCAACUCCUUGUUAUCUAUUUUAAACUUUGUCGGAUUUUUUUCUACGAUACGUAUAUAUAUACGGUAUUNNNUCAAGAUCCCAUUCAAUUGACCGUAAGGCUUUCCGCAAUUCGGUAGUAGUCCACUCUAAUUCGUCACGUGAAAUUGGGAUUCCCCCACUCACGGUAGAACUUGUGACAACAACAUCCUGCAAUUCCGUCCAGCGCCCGUAUAAACCGCGGUUCUUAUUUAAGGCCUUACAAACCUCGUCCUUGACGACAAAGAACGGAUUCUCCAGCGUCAUUCCUUCUUUUAAUUUAAAGAGGUGGCCUUUCUCGCCGCCUCACGGCACCCACAGGAAUACGUAUGCGCGAUUUGCCGAUCAUCGGUAGAAAUUCCAAACGAUCUUCACAGAACUACCGGAUGAACGAUGACAAUACUCAAAAUUGACACUUGCUCGCGCUUCACUGUUAUGAUACCACAACGUCGUCGUCUAUUGUGACGUCUGCUUUCAGUCUUUCUGCAGACGACUAUUUAUUCGAUUUUAACGUUCGUGCGCAAACACGCC